AUGUCCCAAACAUUCACCCCCGCCGACGUGGCCACCCACAACACCCCCGACAAAGGCCUCUACAUCAUCGUCGACAGCAACGUCUUCGACGUAACCAACUUCAUCGACGAACACCCCGGCGGUGCAAAGAUCCUGAAGCGCGUAGCAGGAAAGGACGCAUCCAAGCAAUUCUGGAAGGUGAGACAUUUCCUUCGGACAUUCGGCCGAGAGUCGGCAUUUGAGAUUCCCGCUUCGGUAACUAAUGACCCGACAGUACCACAAUGA
Molecule: messenger RNA, 264 nt
Organism: Penicillium salamii
Lineage: Eukaryota; Fungi; Ascomycota; Eurotiomycetes; Eurotiales; Aspergillaceae
Source: the annotation of a GenBank genome assembly